AUGAGUAGUGAAGUCAUUUUGUCGGUGUCUGGGAUGACCUGUGGAGCGUGCUCUGCGUCGAUCACCGAGGCAGUAUCUAAAAUCGAUGGGGUAUCUCAAGUUUCGGUAUCCCUUAUUACAGAAGAAGCCAAGGUCAAUUACGAUGAAUCCAAAGUCAGUGCUGGUCAGCUUAUAGAGGGAAUAGAAGAUUGCGGAUUUGAUGCUAAACUACUGCCGAAUCAUAUACAGAAGAAAGGAAUUCUCAAAAAUACUGCGCCCGAAACCUUGGUUACGACUUUUAAUAUUGAAGGCAUGACAUGUGGAGCAUGUAGUGCUUCAAUCACUGAAGGAGUCCAGGCUUUGGAUGGGGUCUUGGAGUGCUCAAUAUCGCUUCUUACGUCUAGUGGGUCUGUCAAGCAUGUAAGUUCACUUCUGGCAGAGUCAAUAAAGAAUACAAUUGAAGACUGUGGGUUUGACGCAAGUAUAGAGUCGUCCAGAAUAACAUCGAAAUCGACUCACCAGUACGUAACGUUAAUAUCGGUUGGCGGUAUGACUUGUGGUGCUUGCAGUUCGUCCAUCACCGAAGCGGUUCAAGCUAUGGAUGGUGUGUCCGAAGUAUCGGUUUCCCUAAUAACAGAAGAGGCUCUUAUCAAUCAUGAAGAAUCAGUGACCCCCGACUUAAUUAAACAAACCAUUGAAGACUGUGGGUUUGAUGCUAAUGUCAAAUCGUCGAACCCUAUAUCUAAUGACCUAAACUCUAAUAACGAUGAUGAUAAUGAAGAUGAAACAAGCUUACAGAUUUUCGGAAUUAAGGACGAUACCGAUUUGGUUCACCUACAAUAUAAUAUCGAAGCUGCUCUUAAUAGUCUCCCCGGUAUAGCUCACUUUUAUUUGGCUUUCAAAAACGACCAUUCAAGCAAUGGUUCGUCCUCUACUUCGGUUGGUAACUUAUCAACUCCUGAACAACCACUUUUCACCGAUUCAAACUCGAAUGGGAUUCAAGCUAUACGUCUGCGCGAUAAUCAUGAUUAUCUGGAAAAUGAAAAUUUAAUAGAUGAGUUAAGUGUUAUCUAUGAUACGCAAGCUUUGGGAGUACGUCUCUUGGUCGACACUUUAAAUAAUAUUGAUGAUGAUAUACUGUUUCUCAUUGUUAAUUCUGUUGACCAGUCUCUGGCUUCUCAAUUACGUUUACUUACUCGUAUUGCCGAUAUUAAGUAUUGGAAAAAUAAUCUCUUAAAAUGUAUUGGAUUUGGUAUUCCUACCUUAAUUCUCACCCAUACAGAAAAAAUGGAGUUUUGGAAACAUACCCUGUUAUUCCCAGGUUUCUUUUUAGUCACUUUAAUUGAAUUAAUCAUUACUACACAUGUCCAGUUCAAUUUAGGAUCAGUUUUCAUCAAAAAAUUUAUUCAAUUUAUCAAACUUGGAGGGAAAAACGCUACAAUGGAUGUCUUGGUUUGUAUAUCUACAAUGAUUUCAUAUAUGUUUUCUAUUUUGGCAAUUGGUUUAAAUGUUUGGUCUGGAAAUAAAGACGGCCCACCAACCGUGUUGUUUGACACUAGUGUUAUGUUGAUAACGUUCAUAUCUUUGGGUAAAUGGUUAGAAAACAAGGCCAAAGGUGCUACUUCUAAUGCCUUAUCCAAGUUACUUUCUUUAACUCCUACCAACUGUACUAUAGUAAGUAAUCUCGAAGAAUAUGAAACUUUUUUGAAAUCUAAACAGAUUAAUACUGAGAAGAAAUUGCCCCGUGAAGAGAAUAAUCUGUCUUCUUCAACUAUGACUGAUUUACAGACUAGGAAUAUUGGUAUAGAUUUAAUUCAAACGAAUGAUGUGGCUGUUGUUUUACCGGGUGGUAAAAUCCCUGCUGAUGGUGAAAUCGUUUUUGGUGAGUCUGAAAUUGAUGAAUCUUUAAUCACUGGUGAAUCAUUGCCUGUUUUCAAGCAACAAGGUGACCAUGUUAUUGGUGGCUCGAUAAAUGGGCCUGAUUUAAUCCAUAUCAGAGUAUUAAGGUCUGGUAGAAAAUCUCAACUUCAGCAAAUUAUUAAUUUGGUUCGUGAUUCUCAAGUUCAUAAAGCACCAGUUCAGAGAUUUGCCGACUAUAUCGCUGCUAGAUUUGUACCAUGUGUUUUGAUAUUAGCCACUAUUACAUUUGCUUUUUGGUUAUUUAUCUGUUAUAUUGCCCAUGUUCAAUCAAAUUUACCUUUAGCUUUCCAAAAAGAGCCUAAUGGAAAAUUUUUUGUGUGUUUGAAAUUAGCGAUAUCAGUCAUUGUUGUUGCUUGUCCCUGUGCUCUUGGGCUAGCCGCACCUACUGCCGUUAUGGUUGGUACUGGUGUUGGAGCUGCUCAUGGAGCAUUGAUUAAAGGUGGUGAUGUAUUGGAGAAGGCAAAUAAUAUAAAUGUUAUCCUUUUUGAUAAAACUGGUACUUUAACCACUGGAGAUAUGACUUUGGUCAAUCACAAAGUAAUACUACUGGAAAACUCUAAAUUAAACUGCGAGGAUUGGUGGAAUUUGCUGGGAUCUGUUGAAUGUAAUUCUGAGCAUCCAAUUGGCCGCGCUAUCACUAAAGAAGCAAGAGAUAAAUUGGGACUUUCAUUUGAAGAAGAUAAUUUCAAUUCCAUUAUAAGUGAUUUCAAAGUUUUGACAGGACUUGGAAUCAGGGCAAGUAUUCAAUUGUCAAAUAGAUCUGCUGAGCAUAAAGUUUUCAUUGGUAAUGACCGAAUGAUUAAUGAAAUGUUCAGUCAUUUGAAGCCAGUCUUACAAAAGUAUUUAAAUGACGAGUUAGACCAAUCAGUUAAUACUUUGGCCCAUGUAAUCAUUGACGGUGAGUACAGUGGGUUUUAUGAAUUUACUGAUUGCUUGAAGCCUAAUGCCAAACAAUUGAUUGAUUAUUUGACUAGUCAACAAAAUUAUAUAGUUGGGAUUGUUACUGGUGAUAAUAAGGGUGCAGCCAUUAAGAUUGGCCAUGAAUUAGGGAUCAAUGAAGGUAAUGUUUUCAGUGAAAUUUCACCAGUCAAUAAAGACAAAGUAAUCGUUGAUAUCAAGCGUCGUUUCGGUGGAGCAGCAUAUAAUGAAACUGGAGAUAAUUCCGUAUGUAACGUUGGGGUUGCAUUUGUUGGAGAUGGUAUUAAUGACGCACCAGCCUUAGCACAAGCUGACAUUGGUAUGGCCAUUAGUUCAGGAACUGAUAUUGCCAUUGAAUCUGCUGAUAUCGUAUUGAUUGGUCAAUCACAGAAAUCAGAAGUUGGUGAUUUAUAUGGAGUUCCAAUUGCAUUAGGGAUCAGUCAUGCUACAUUCCAAAGAAUUAAAAUAAAUUUUAUAUGGGCAGCAGUUUAUAAUUUGAUUAUGUUACCAUUUGCAAUGGGAUGUUUCCUACCAUUCAAUGUUAUGUUACCACCUAUAGCAGCCGGAGCUUCGAUGGCGAUGAGUUCAGUUAGUGUUGUUAUCAGUUCAUUAUUAUUAAAAAAUUGGAAACCACCCAAAGGUGGUUUGGGAGAUAAGUUCAUGGGGAAAAGAUCUCGUACUGGAAGAAUUUAUAAUGGAGUUAAGCGCAACUUUAACUUUUUCAAAAAAAAUGAAAGAAAGCUUCAUUUGAGAAAUGAGAGUGCCGACUUUGAACUAUUGCCAAACCAAUCACCCGAAGCCUCACCAUAG
Molecule: messenger RNA, 3627 nt
Organism: Hyphopichia burtonii NRRL Y-1933
Lineage: Eukaryota; Fungi; Ascomycota; Pichiomycetes; Serinales; Debaryomycetaceae
Gene: CCC2
Product: Cu(2+)-transporting P-type ATPase
Exons: 2
Coding region: 1-3627 (1208 amino acids)
Biological process (GO): monoatomic cation transport; copper ion homeostasis
Cellular component (GO): membrane
Molecular function (GO): ATP hydrolysis activity; P-type divalent copper transporter activity; copper ion binding
Source: RefSeq, a predicted model, not a curated record